Teleopsis dalmanni is the source of this 2224-nucleotide messenger RNA. Its product is annotated as hydroxysteroid dehydrogenase-like protein 1. Gene Ontology annotation, cellular component: endoplasmic reticulum. Bases 973 to 1983 code for a protein of 336 amino acids. The transcript has 5 exons. Gene Ontology annotation, molecular function: oxidoreductase activity. Lineage: Eukaryota; Metazoa; Arthropoda; Insecta; Diptera; Diopsidae. The record is from RefSeq and is a predicted model, not a curated record.
AAUUAAAAUUUUCUUAUUUCGUUUUAUUUUUCAUAUUGUAACAAACUAGUUUUUCCCAAAAAUUUCUGUAAGUGAUUGUGUAGUACCAAAAUUUUCAAGCCGAAAACAACAACAACAAUAUCAAGAGUUCAGAAUCGUAAAGAGAUUACAACAGCUGAAUAUGGCUGAAGCACAGCUUCCAAGCGGUGACUCAGAAGCGGAACAAAACCAUUGCAGAAGCAUCCAUCGCGCCUGCAUGUACCCGUAAACGAAUCUGAUAAUGUAACUUCUUGUACAAUUUCAUGUUAAAUUAUUUUUGUUUUUUUUUUUUUUGGUUUUUGGAUUCGUUUCAGUAUCUGAAGCUCCGCUUGCAACUCAAAUUGAAUGUGUGCUUCGCCAUUUAACGUCUGCAGCACUUCAAUCAGUUCGCGUUCGGCGUUCGUUGCUGCGGUUUGCGUUCCGAUACAAAAUUCAAGUCUUCAAUUAUUCAAUUAUUCAAUUGAAUAGGCGCAAUGAAAUAGAGUAUCUUUGCAUUUUUUAAAAAAAGUCUAUAAUAAUUCGAAAAUCGAAUAGAAAAGUAGCUCAGUCAAUUCGAACUGAAAGUUUAAAUAGUGAAGUUCAAUUGUGGGUUAAAUUUAGCAUUUCACGCUGAAGCAAGCAAAAACACUGAAGUACUCAAUAGUUUUGCUUUAUCAGCCCAUAAUACCAGUGAUGUAAAAAUUAGGAAUAUAAGUGAUUAUGUUGACCAUGCUCUAGCGUUGCCUACAGUUUUUCCAUAUGUGAAUAAAUGAAUAAUAGUGGUACCAGUAAAAAGUGCUAUUCGAAAAGUGAAUUCAGUAGUGUAGUAGACUAUAUCUGAAAAAUAAAAAAUAAAUAAAUAAAGAAUUUGAUAAGCGCAUAUAGUUUAUGAUAAUUCAAACUGAUAAGAAUAAAAAAAAUUCUUCUUUUGCUUUUUGUGUAUAAAAUUUUAUUACAAAAACUUUACUUAUUAUAAUGUCAACAGUCGUGGAAGUGAGCAUAUUUACGCUACUGAAAAUGGCAUUCAUUUGGCAAUUGAUUUCGUACUUUAUUUACUUGAUCGGAUUCUUAGCCAUCACUGCGUUCCUAUUUGAUAACUUCAAAUCAACAGUGAUGAUAGUGAAGUCCUUACUGGAACCAUAUUUUCAACCGCAGCUACCACAGACGCUAACCGAGAAAUUUGGAAAAUGGGCAGUUAUCACAGGUGCUACGGAUGGCAUCGGUAAAGAGUACGCUAAGGAAUUAGCCAAACAAGGCGUUAAUGUGGUACUCAUUUCACGAACAAAGGAGAAACUGGUUGCUGUGGCCAAUGAAAUUGAAAGCGAAUUCAAAGUAAAAACGAAAUGGAUUGCAGCAGACUUUUCCAAAGGACGUGAAAUCUAUACACACAUUGAGCAAGAACUAUCCGGAAUACCUAUUGGCAUCCUUGUAAACAAUGUUGGAAAAAUGUAUGACUUUCCCGAUGAACUCGAUAAUAUACCCGAGGAUACAUUAUGGGAUAUGAUUAACAUUAACGUGGCUGCAGUAACAAUGAUGUCUCGGAUGAUAAUUCCAUAUAUGAAGAAGCAGAAGAAAGGUGCUAUUGUUAAUAUUUCAUCGGGUAGUGAAUUGCAACCCAUACCAUUGAUGGCAGUAUAUGCAGCAACAAAACGUUACGUCAAGUGUUUAACGCAAGCGAUGGAACGUGAAUUGGCUGAAUACAACAUUACAGUACAAUGCGUCACACCUCUAUUUCUGGUGACUAAAAUGAAUCAAUAUUCGAAUACAGUUAUGAAAGGUGGUUUCCUAAUACCGAAUGUUAAGAGCUUCACACGUUCCGCAGUAUUCACAUUGGGAAAAACUAUUGAGACGACAGGAUACUGGACGCAUGGCUUACAGUAUUUCGUUAUGAAACUGGCUCCAGAAUGGAUGCGCAUACGUAUUGGGCAUCAAAUGACGCGCAGUCUUCGAGAUGAAUACUUGACAACACAACAUAAAGCGAGUUAAGACUGAUUCACACAUAAUCAACUUUUAAAUUAUUUAAGUUUUUAUUAAUUGCAUCUUAAAGUUUUUGUUUGUAUUAUAUUUAAUCACCUUUCUUGUUAUCAUUUUUAUUGUUAUUAUUUUUUUCCAUUAAGGGUUUUAUAAAUACAUUUUGGUAUUCAUUGUUAUUGUAAAUAAAGCAGAUUAAAAUUUAAAAAUUCAUUAAUUUAUUUUAAUUUUUAAUAAAAUAACACUUAAAAUAAAC